AUGGUUGAACAUGUAGAAAAGGAUAGAAGCCUAACACAAGAAUGUGAUAUUUCUACAAUUAAUGGAUAUUUUCAAUGUUUAAUAUGUCCAUACAGCACUAAUUUAAAAGCAAACUUUCAAUUACACACUCGUACAGACAAACACCUUCAACGUGUUCAAAUGAUUAAUCAUUUACGAGAAGGAAUUACUGGACUUUUUGGACAAUCUGAACAAUUUGCAAGACUUGGAACACUUAAAAGUGCUGUUCAAGUACGAUGUCAGGAAUGCGAAGAAAUAUUUUCUUGUAUUACAACACUUCGAGAACAUUGCCAAUCUUAUUCACACCAAAUUCGAAUGAUUGGAAGUGGUAGAUGUUUACAAAAUGAAAUUGAAAAUGUUUUGGAAUCUUUUUUGAGUGAAUUGUCUUUAAGUUGUGGGAUUUGUGAUUGGGAAGAGAGUGGAAAUGAAAAAAUAAUUUCUUUAGCUUUUGGUUUCUAA
Meloidogyne enterolobii is the source of this 477-nucleotide messenger RNA. Lineage: Eukaryota; Metazoa; Nematoda; Chromadorea; Rhabditida; Meloidogynidae. The record is from the annotation of a GenBank genome assembly.